GCUAGCUCCGCAUGCUACACCCCGGUACACUAGCCUGCUAAACCACAUUAGCAUUAGCAAGUUGAACACCAGUCAGGAUGGAGCGAGACCGAGCUUUUAACUUCAAACUGCUGGUGCCGCCCCGGGUGAGUGCCGGACAGGUGUCUGCUGUGAGGCCCCAGGAAGCUGUGGAGAAGUGCAGUGAUUUCAUGAAUACAUUACAGCAGGAGUACAGUAUCUGCUUUGACAAAGGGCAAAAUAUGGCUUUUCCCGAUACAAGUAUGGUUACACCAACUAAACCCACCAAACAAGACUUUUACAAGAUGAAAGUUGUGCCACCGAUGGAAAAAGAUGAGGAUAAGUGUAAUCCUGGGCAGCUUUAUACCAAGCUGCUUGAUGAAGUUGAUAAAAUCAAGGACUGGAAGGUCAAAGUGGAUUCUGACACGGUGCAGAAGGAAAGACGACUCCAAGAAAACAAAAGAACAAUAGAAACUCAGCGCAAAGCCAUUCAGGAAUUACAGUUUGGCAAUGAAAGUCUCAGUUUAAAGCUGGAGGAGCAGAUCGGUGAAAAUGAGGAUUUGAGGAACAAAAACAACGCAACCAGGAACCUGUGUAACAUACUGAAGGACACCUUUCAGCGGUCAACUGAGAAAGUGCAUCUCUUUGAAUCUGAAAGAGAAGAAACUCAUCAGCUCUUUCUGGAAAACGGUGAAAGUGUUCAGAAACUGAUUGGAGCAUUCGAAAACCUCUGCAUCCGAGUAGAAGCUGAUCAACAAGAAUUGCACAAAGUGAAAGAAGGCUUGCUGCAGUUUGAAGAACUGAAAGAGAAAUAUUGUCAAGAAUACAACAUGAAGGAGGAAGAGGUUGCAGAGCUUCAAACAAAACUUAGGAAUAAGGAAAAUGAACUACAAACAAUCCUGCUUGACCUGAAGGAAACCCAGAAGCAGUGCAAACAACUUCAGGAGGCCUCAAAUCAACAAAAUGAAAUUCUCAAAAGCUCAGAAGCCGAACUGGAAUCUCUUCUUCAAAAACUGCAAACAGCCGAGCAUCAGCGUGAAGAAACUCAGAAAAAUCACGAAGCCACUGCUGCAGCGCUGAAACAGAGUAAAGACGAAUGUGCUCAGAUCAUCCAAAGCAAAGACUUAAGCUUGCAGGAGCUGAGCACAGUUAAAAUUCAACAAGCGGAGAAGCUAGAGCAGAUUCAGACAACUGUUGAAGAGCUACAGAGCUCAUUGGCCUUAGAGAUGCGGAGGGCUCAAGAGCUUGAGGAAAAACUCAUGGCAAACAACGAGGAACUUGAGAUAAGGAGUGUCGUUUUACGUGAGUCCAAGGAGCAGAAUGCUGAGAAAGAUGGGCAGAUCCAAAUCCUUGAAAAUGAACUGGACAUAAAGUUAAAGUCCAUUGAGUCCAUGAAGGAUAAGGUUAACGCAACUGAAGUCAGAGUGGAGGAACUGUCUGCUGAGCUUUCAAAGACAACUGAAGAAGUUCAGCUAUUUAAGGGUGAAUUGGAGAUGGCCUCUGCUGAAAACCAUCUACUGAAGAAGGCUUGUCAAGUUGCUGAAAAAGCACAGGAAGAUUUAAAAAAGAAAUCCACUGUGACUGAGCUCAAAGUGCAGCAGCUAGAGGGGCAAUUGUUUACUGAGAAGAAGAAAAAUAAAGACGAGAUGGAGCAACUGAGGAAAGAAGCCACAAACCAUCAAGCAAAGUAUGAAGAGCUAUUAUCUAACUUUGAUGAGCUUCAGUCUGAGAAGAUGUUCAUUCAGCAGCAGUUUGAGAGUGGAUUGUGUAAUGCGAAAGCUACUGAGGAGAGUGAGGAGAAGGCUGCAAAGCUCACAAAGGAAAUUCAAAGACUUGAAGAAGAAAACUUAUCUUUACACGAGGAAGUAAAGUCCAUUAAUACCAGAGUCCAAAGGAAAUGUCAAGAAACUGAGACGAUUCAGAAGAAAAUUGAAGAAAACUGUGAACUUCUGCAGGAGAUAGUAACAGAAAAAGAAAAACUGAUCAAAACUGUGGAAGCAAAGUUGUUCAAUAUCAAGAGAAAGAUUGAAGUUAAACACAAAGCCCAGGAGGAAUACCAGAAAGAGAAUAAAUUACUUAAGAAACAAAUAGCAAAGGAGAUAACGAAAUCCAGUCAGCUUGAAAAUGUGAUCGGCGAUCUUCAGGAAGAGUCCCUGAGCUUUAAAAAUCAGAACGAGAAAGACCAACAGGAAUUGCUCAAGGAUCUUGAGAAUAAAUCAACCUUCAGAGCAGAGCUUGAGAAUGAGGUACAGAAGCUCAAAGUAACAGCAGCAGAGGCUGCCAAGAACAAAGAGGAAGCAGAACUCAAGUGUCAACAGAAGAUAGCAGAUAUGGUCGCACUUAUGGAGAAACAUAAGAGCCAGUACGAGCGCAUGGUUGAAGAAAAGGAUGCAGAGCUCGAGGACAACAAGAAGAGAGAGUCGGGGGCUGUUGCCCAAACAAAAUCCCUGGAGUUGGAUCUCUUGAAGCUUAAGACUGAAAAUGAUGAACUCAAGAAAGAGCUGAAGACAGAAAUAACAAAGACGGAAAACCUACAGAAGAAUCUCAUUGAUCUGAAGAAAGAAAUGUCCUCAAUGAAAUUCACUCCGCUGUCAGAAGCAAUGAACAAGCAGUCACCUGCUUCAAACCGCAAACAAAACGGAUGUUCAGAGACUCCAAAGGAAAGUGCUUCAAAGAGACACGUGUUCGACUUCUCCAGGACCAGGAAAACUCCCUCAUGCAGCAGAGACGAUGGAAGUGCUGCCGUUCUGAAGAGCGUGGAACCUGACACUGAAUCUCUCAGAUCCUCAUUCGGAACAACACCAAAGAAAAAGGACUUUCACAACGACGACUCCAAACCCUCUAGAACUAUGACCUACAAGGUUGGCGGAAUAUCAAAGAUCAAAUCCUACAGAAUAAGAACGCCACCUUCUGAUGAAAAAGGAGCGCACUGGAGGAAGACUACCAUCGAGCUCGACCCUAAGUCUGACAGCUCUGAUCAUAAUGAUCUUCUGACCUUUGCAAACGAAUCGGCAUCUGUUUUUUCUGCUUCACACUGCAAACUCAACACCUCCAAAAAGAGCCCCGUCACUCAUAAGUCACCAGGGAACUUCCUGAAGUUGGCUGCAAUGAAGAGAAUGAGAGAUGCUGGUUGGACCGCGGUGACCAGCUGUGACAAGAAGAAGAAGAAGAACAGCGAGAAGAUCUUUGCAUAAGUACACAAGUUACAUGUCAGAUAAACUGUAUUAACAUAUACACAGGUUUUGUAUAAUAUGCUUAAAUACUUCUGUUAGGCAUCAAAUAGACGGUGGUAAUAAUAAUAAGUUUAUUUCUUUACAUGUUCAGAAAGUGUUGUUAUGGUUAAACAGUGUUGUUGGGUGUUCAUAUUCUCUCCUUUAAACUUCUGAUGUUACCUGAUGCGUUACUGAUGUUUCUAUGUUUAAUUUAUAUUGUUGGUAUGGGAAAAGGUGUAGGAGUUAUGUAUUAAUGUCUUAACAUAUAUUAAUCUGUUCUCGUUUUGACAGUGAUAUAAGUAAAAGUGUUCAAAUUGA
This is a messenger RNA of Hippoglossus stenolepis (Pacific halibut), 3527 nucleotides long. RefSeq names its product synaptonemal complex protein 1 (gene sycp1). Gene Ontology annotation, biological process: chiasma assembly; lateral element assembly; synaptonemal complex assembly. Lineage: Eukaryota; Metazoa; Chordata; Actinopteri; Pleuronectiformes; Pleuronectidae. Gene Ontology annotation, cellular component: transverse filament; synaptonemal complex; male germ cell nucleus. The record is from RefSeq and is a predicted model, not a curated record. Bases 78 to 3191 code for a protein of 1037 amino acids. Gene Ontology annotation, molecular function: double-stranded DNA binding. The transcript is spliced from 35 exons.